Octodon degus (degu) is the source of this 4346-nucleotide messenger RNA. It is a transcript of the gene Kif3c, whose product is annotated as kinesin family member 3C. The record is from RefSeq and is a predicted model, not a curated record. The transcript has 8 exons. Gene Ontology annotation, molecular function: ATP binding; plus-end-directed microtubule motor activity; microtubule binding. NCBI's taxonomy places the organism in Eukaryota, Metazoa, Chordata, Mammalia, Rodentia, Octodontidae. Gene Ontology annotation, biological process: mitotic spindle assembly; microtubule-based movement. Gene Ontology annotation, cellular component: nucleus; spindle microtubule. Bases 666 to 3050 code for a protein of 794 amino acids.
CCCACGGGCCGCGCCCGGCUCGCGUCUCCAGCCCCGGGUCCCCGCCCCUCGCCCCACCCCAGCCAGGAGCCCUAGCGGGGCCGCAGCGCGGCGGCGGCGGCAACAUCACUCUCGCCGCCGCUGCUCCGCCCUAUCCCCUUCUGUUUUUCUCCCAUUCUCCGGUGGCAGGGAAGGCAGAGGCCGUGGCGGUCGCGCUAGCUGUAAUGAAUGAUCCCCUUGCUAGGGGCGAGGACUCCAGGUGAGCCUCUGCUCUCGGGAGGGCCGCCCCGGACCCACAGCCGCGCUAUGGAUCCCUAGAGGAAGGAGAAGAAGACAGCCUGCUGCCCACCCCCAUCCCAUUUUCCUCUUCCUUUAUCUCAUUGUUGCCGGAGCUGUUUACGGCGGCGGCGCUCGCUCUGCUCCGGCAUGGGGCGCGUUCCGGGCACUGCCCUUCGGCAGGCGCAGCCCUCGCGGCUGCCCGCGGGCUCUGCCUAGUCCGCCUCCCCAGCCGGUGCACCGAGGACCGGAGAGCCGAGGCCCGUACUGCAGCAGCGGCGGAGCCACCUCCUAGCAGCAUCCGCACCUCCCGAAGCUGAAUGCCGAUUGAAGAGCGGCGCCUGGGGGCAGAGCCCGCCCCGCGGAUCCCGACCUAGGCAGCAGGACAGCAGAAGCAGCAGAGCGGCAACAUGGCUAGUAAGACCAAGGCUGGUGAGGCCCUGAAAGUGGUGGCCCGGUGCCGCCCCCUCAGCAGGAAAGAGGAGGCCGCGGGUCACGAGCAGAUCCUGACCAUGGACGUGCGACUGGGCCAGGUGACCCUGCGGAACCCCCGCGCGGCCCCUGGGGAGCUGCCCAAGACCUUCACCUUUGAUGCCGUGUACGAUGCCAGCUCCAAGCAAGCAGACCUGUACGAUGAAACGGUGAGGCCCCUCAUAGACUCGGUCCUUCAGGGUUUCAAUGGCACCGUGUUUGCCUAUGGUCAGACCGGCACUGGCAAGACUUACACCAUGCAGGGGACCUGGGUGGAGCCCGAGCUGCGCGGGGUCAUCCCCAACGCCUUUGAGCACAUCUUCACCCACAUCUCUCGCUCCCAGAACCAACAGUACCUGGUCCGGGCCUCUUACCUGGAGAUCUACCAGGAGGAGAUUCGAGAUCUGCUCUCUAAAGAGCCAGGCAAGAGACUAGAGCUGAAGGAAAACCCUGAGACAGGCGUUUACAUCAAGGACCUCUCCUCCUUUGUCACCAAGAAUGUCAAGGAGAUUGAGCAUGUGAUGAACCUAGGGAACCAGACCCGAGCAGUGGGCAGCACCCACAUGAAUGAGGUCAGUUCCCGCUCCCACGCCAUCUUCGUGAUCACCGUGGAGUGCAGCGAGCAAGGCUCAGACGGCCAGGAGCACAUCCGUGUGGGGAAACUCAACCUGGUAGACCUGGCUGGCAGCGAGAGGCAGAACAAGGCAGGCCCCAACACCACUGGAGGGACAGUUACUCAGUCCACUGCUGGUGGUGGAAGUGGAAGUGGAGGUGGUGGCAGUGGUGGCAGUGGGGAGCGGCCUAAAGAAGCCUCCAAAAUCAACCUCUCACUGUCUGCCCUGGGCAAUGUGAUUGCUGCUCUGGCAGGCAACAGGAGCACCCACAUCCCCUACAGGGACUCCAAGCUGACCCGGCUGCUCCAGGACUCUCUGGGGGGAAAUGCCAAAACCAUCAUGGUGGCCACCCUGGGACCUGCUUCUCACAGCUACGACGAGAGCCUGUCCACCCUACGCUUCGCCAACCGAGCCAAGAACAUCAAAAACAAGCCCCGGGUGAACGAGGACCCCAAGGACACACUGCUGAGGGAAUUCCAGGAGGAGAUUGCCCGCCUGAAGGCCCAGCUGGAGAAGAAGGGAAUGCUGGGCAAGCGGCCUCGCAGGAAGAGCAGCCGUAGGAAGAAGGCCGUGUCUGCCCCGGCAGGGUACCCUGAAGGGCCAGUGAUUGAGGCCUGGGUAGCUGAAGAGGAAGAUGACAACAACAACAACCACCACCCGCCCCAGCCCAUCCUGGAGCCAGCCCUGGAGAAGAACAUGGAGAAUUACCUGCAGGAGCAGAAGGAGAGGCUGGAGGAGGAGAAGGCAGCCAUCCAGGAUGACCGCAGCCUGGUGAGUGAGGAGAAGCAGAAGCUGCUGGAGGAAAAAGAGAAGAUGCUGGAGGACCUGCAACGGGAACAGCAGGCCACGGAGCUACUUGCAGCCAAGUACAAGGCCAUGGAGAGCAAGCUGCUCAUUGGAGGCAGGAACAUUAUGGAUCACACCAAUGAGCAGCAGAAGAUGUUGGAACUGAAGAGGCAGGAGAUUGCUGAGCAGAAACGUCGCGAGCGGGAAAUGCAGCAGGAGAUGAUGCUCCGUGACGAGGAGACCAUGGAGCUUCGUGGCACCUACACAUCCCUGCAACAGGAGGUGGAGGUCAAAACCAAGAAACUCAAGAAGCUCUAUGCCAAGCUGCAGGCGGUGAAGGCGGAGAUCCAGGACCAACAUGAUGAGUACAUCCGCGUGCGGCAGGACCUGGAGGAAGCACAGAACGAGCAGACCCGCGAACUCAAGCUCAAGUAUCUAAUCAUUGAGAACUUCAUUCCCCCUGAGGAGAAGAACAAGAUUAUGAACCGGCUCUUCCUGGACUACGAGGAGGAACAGUGGCGAUUCCAGCCACUGGUACCAGCUGGAGUGAAUAACAGCCAAAUGAAGAAGCGGCCAACAUCCGCAGUGGGCUACAAGAGGCCUAUCAGCCAGUAUGCUCGGGUUGCCAUAGCAAUGGGGUCCCACCCCAGAUACAGGGCUGAAAAUGUCAUGUUUUUGGAGUUGGACGUGUCCCCUCCAGCAAUCUUUGAGAUGGAAUUUUCUCAUGACCAAGAGCAAGACCCUCGUGCACUACACAUGGAGAGGCUCAUGCGGUUGGACAGCUUUCUGGAAAGACCAUCCACAUCUAAAGUCCGAAAAUCCAGAUCCUGGUGCCAGAGUCCCCAGUGGCCUCCACCUUCCACCACACAUGCCUCGAUGGCCUGCGCGCCUCUGAACGCUGCGGCAGUGGUGGACCAUGAGUGACAGCCUUCACAGUCAGGCUGCCCAGUGACACACUCCGGCGCGAGGCAGCCAGCCCUGGCUCAUCUCAUCCGCAGCUUGGUGGUGUGUGUUUGAAUGUGUGUGCAUGUGCGCGUGUGCGUGCGUGUGUAGGACGGGGUGCCCGCUCUUCUGCACCUCCUUUAUUUAAUCCAUGUUAUUUAUUUGUGGAGCCAGUCGUUGCCUGGGAAGCCAUCCGGGCCGCUGUGGUCACUGUGUAGCCUCCUUCUCUCUAGACUGGAAACCCCUAGUCAGACCUCCAGCGCCUCUGGCGUCAACCACCCCUAAAAGGAGGUGCCAGUGCCUGCGUGGCAGUGCAGCCGUUCACCUCCGCUGUGUCUUCUCCAUCUCUGACCUGGGACGAGCGGCCCCUAAGCACUUUCUGGGAUGAAGACUGCCGGGGUCUGCUGAGGAUGAGAGACCUCCUGACAGUGCUGAGCCUGUGCUCCCGGUGGACAGGGCUCUGCUCUCCACUUCCUGGGACUCAGACAACCUCUUCCAGCCUCUCAGGCCCUCUUCCAAGGACUUCAAUGACCUCACCUACACUGGCUUCCCCAGUUCAGCCUCCCACCCACCUUCCCAGCCUUGAAUAGGAAUCGUGAAUCAGGUGGUUGAUGCCAUGCCAGGAUCUACAGGAAAUGGACCCAGAAGAUGUGGAUUGUCAUCAAAGAAAGUCCCUCCUUUGGGUCUCUUCAUUUCUGUCCCCUCUGCAAGCUUCCUUUGGUCCAGUCAUCAAACCAACUGCCCACUUUUGAGAUGUAUCUUCUUCCUGCUGUGGCCAUUUUUCCCUGCAGCUGCCAGAUCUCAGGUCGUCACAGAAGGGAUCAGUGCCAUUCUACCCCUGCCUAAGCAAAGGUAUCACAGUCUCCCUCUGCAUUCAGCACAGGAAACGGAGACUCAGACAGAAUCUUUGCCAGCUGUAUCUGUUACCCCCAUUUCCCCAUCUUAGUUUUGGCACACUAUUUUGUUGAAAACUGCCCCUUUCUUUACCACUGAUGAAAUUGGUCCCACUUUACCUUCCUUUGUGACAGCUCAAAAUGUCUCCAGAUAUUGCAGGUGAUAAGUAAAUUACUUCCAAGAAAAAAAAAAUUUGACUUAUUUUUUACAAGGAGAACAUUUUCAUCUUUUAGUUUUUAAAAUGCCUUUGCACAUAUGCAACCUCACAGAAUUGCCUAAGAUCACCUUAUUUUAGAAGUUAAAUCUGAGUUAAAAUUAUGAAAUUCAGACAGGCAUGGUAGCACACACCAGGAGAAUUGGAAGUUUGAAGCCAACCUGGGCUAU